AUGCUGUAUGAGAUGAUAGGAGUGGUUCGGCCAGGCCGCCUCUCCGAAGUAAAAGAAAUCGCCCGCACAGCUGGCAAAAUUGUGCUCGAUGCCCGCGGCGUCGUCCGCGGCGUAACAAACUGGGGCACCUUCCUGCUCCCCCAUCCCGCCAAAAAACUGCAAUCUACACACCACUACGGUCACCACUUCAUCAUGCGCUUCGAUGCGAGUGCACGCGCGCAACAUACGCUGAGGAAGACCAUGAGUCUGGACCCUCGGUUGAUCAGGUACUCGAUUGUGAAGAUGGGAACGAAGUUUGAGGAGAUCAAGGAUAUUGGGGGGGAGGCGAAGUUUAGAUGA
Messenger RNA from Plenodomus lingam JN3, 339 nucleotides. RefSeq names its product mitochondrial 37S ribosomal protein bS6m. Gene Ontology annotation, molecular function: structural constituent of ribosome; small ribosomal subunit rRNA binding. Lineage: Eukaryota; Fungi; Ascomycota; Dothideomycetes; Pleosporales; Leptosphaeriaceae. Gene Ontology annotation, biological process: translation. Gene Ontology annotation, cellular component: mitochondrial small ribosomal subunit; ribosome. The record is from RefSeq and is a predicted model, not a curated record.